Iphiclides podalirius (scarce swallowtail) is the source of this 1233-nucleotide messenger RNA. The record is from the annotation of a GenBank genome assembly. NCBI's taxonomy places the organism in Eukaryota, Metazoa, Arthropoda, Insecta, Lepidoptera, Papilionidae.
AUGGACAAAAGAGUUACGUAUUGUACUGACUUAGAAAAAUCAGUAAUAAUGAGCAACUUCGAACGCCGCGGCUGGGUACAGGUCGGACCAGAAGACGAAUGGAAUUUCUACUGGUCUUUCACGCAGAACUGUCGAAAUAUUUUCAGUAUUGAGAAUGGAUAUCGAAUGAACGACAAUCAAAUAAUAAAUCACUUUCCAAAUCACUAUGAGCUAUCUCGCAAAGAUUUAUUAGUGAAAAAUAUUAAAAGAUAUCGCAAAGAACUUGAAAAAGAGGGCAAUCCACUGGCGGAGAAAACGGAAAUUGUCCUACCGAGUGGACAGGUCGCAACUCGCUAUGUACAUUUGGACCUAAUUCCUGUAACGUAUGUCUUGCCUGCCGAUUACAACAUGUUCGUUGAGGAGUAUAGAAAGUCGCCUCAGAGCACGUGGAUAAUGAAACCUUGUGGGAAGUCGCAGGGCACGGGAAUUUUCCUAAUAAACAAACUCUCUAAACUGAAAAAGUGGUCCCGGGAGGCGAAAAUUCCCUUCCACCCUCAACUAAGCAGCAAAGAAAGUUACGUAAUAUCGCGAUAUAUUGACAACCCCCUUUUGAUCGGAGGGAAAAAGUUUGAUUUGAGGCUGUAUGUUUUGGUAACUUCGUUCAGGCCCCUGAAAGCGUAUCUGUUUAAACACGGCUUUUGUAGAUUUUGCACGGUUAAGUACGACACGAGCGUCACAGAGUUGGACAAUAUGUACGUGCAUUUGACGAAUGUUAGUGUCCAAAGGCACGGCGUGGAAUAUAAUAGUUUACACGGUGGUAAAAUGAGCGUGCAAAAUUUUCGCUUAUAUUUGGAGGGGACACGUGGUCGGUCGGUGACUGAAAAGUUAUUUUCGGACAUGGAUUGGUUAAUAGUCCACUCCUUAAAAGCGGUCGCACCAGUAAUGGCGAACGACCGCCACUGUUUUGAAUGUUAUGGAUACGAUAUUAUCAUCGAUAAUACGCUUAAGCCGUGGCUUGUCGAAGUAAAUGCCUCGCCAUCGCUGCAGUCGACGACGCAUAACGACAGAAUAUUGAAAUAUAAAUUGAUCGAUAACAUAAUUUCUGUUGUGGUGCCGCCGGACGGCAUUCCGGAUGCGAGAUGGAAUAAAAUACCUAGCACGGAAGCUUUGGGAGACUUUGAAGUAUUAAUAGACGAAGAACUAAUAGAAAAAGAAGAUACAAAUUCACGAUGUAACAGAAAUAUACGAUCUAGA